Molecule: messenger RNA, 973 nt
Organism: Penicillium crustosum
Lineage: Eukaryota; Fungi; Ascomycota; Eurotiomycetes; Eurotiales; Aspergillaceae
Product: dTDP-4-dehydrorhamnose reductase family protein
Exons: 4
Coding region: 25-969 (314 amino acids)
Biological process (GO): S-adenosylmethionine biosynthetic process
Cellular component (GO): methionine adenosyltransferase complex
Molecular function (GO): methionine adenosyltransferase regulator activity
Source: RefSeq, a predicted model, not a curated record
ACCCCAUAACUACACUCAUCGAAAAUGACAUCGACAGUUCUAGUUACUGGAGCCAGUGGCUUCCUUGGCCGUGCGGUUUUCAACACUUUCCAGCACUCGGGCGUGUUGGUUGUUGGCCAGGGAUUCUCCCGUCCUGCCCCGCCUACUAUCUUGAAGGCUGAUUUGGAGAAGGAGGAAGACAUUCGCAUGCUCUUCGAUGAAGUCAAGCCUCAGAUUGUCAUCCAUUGUGCCGCAAACAAGUCCCCAGACCUCUGUGAUAAGAACCCGGAACAAGCCCGCAAGGUCAAUGUCGACGCCACUCGCACACUGGCCAGAGAAUGCCAAGCUCGUGGUGCCUUCCUCAUCUACAUCUCGACCGACUACGUCUUCCCCGGCACCGAAGGCGACGCACCUUACGAGGCCGAUGCCGAGACCAAGCCACCGAACCUGUACGGGCAAUUGAAGCGUGAUGGCGAGGUGGCCGUACUAGAAGCAACCAAGGAGUCAGGCAUGGGAAUUGUGCUGCGCGUGCCGGUGCUGUACGGCAACGCCAAGGAGAACUCUGAAAGUGCGGUCAACACUCUCGUCGACGCUGUCCAGAAGGCCACCGAUGAAAAUGCCGGCGUGAAGAUGGACGAUUGGGCUAUACGGUACCCAACCAACACCGAGGACGUUGCGCGCGUGUGUCGAGACAUUGUCAUCAAGUAUCUGCGUGAGAAGGAGAAGCGCAAAGACUUCCCUCGUAUCCUGCAAUUCUCAUCCGAGGACCGUAUGACCAAGUAUGAGAUUUGCCAGAAGUUGGCUGAGGUGUUGGGUGUUGCUAUUCCCGGAAUGAUCCCCAAUAAGCAGGGCAAUGAUCCCAAUGGGGGUGUUAUACGGCCUUAUGAUACACAUCUCUCUACCAAGGCACUGACUGAGCUUGGGAUUGAUGUGCGGACAGUGGAUUUCAUCGCGUGGUGGCGCCGGGAAUUGGGUGCUUAUAGGAAAUAGGUUC